Brassica oleracea var. oleracea is the source of this 1301-nucleotide messenger RNA. Its product is annotated as F-box protein PP2-A11. Gene Ontology annotation, molecular function: protein binding. The transcript has 3 exons. NCBI's taxonomy places the organism in Eukaryota, Viridiplantae, Streptophyta, Magnoliopsida, Brassicales, Brassicaceae. Bases 231 to 1103 code for a protein of 290 amino acids. The record is from RefSeq and is a predicted model, not a curated record.
GUCAGCUUCCCUUUGUGCACCGUUUGUCUGACACCACCAAACUCUUCCCUCUCUCUCCAUUUGUUUUGAUUUGAUUUUCUUCCUCAAAAAAAAAAAUAGAAACCCGAAACGAAAGUCUCGAGAUUCCUUACGAUUUUUUUAGUUUUCUUCAUUGAAGAUCCGUAGCCAAGAACAGUUUUUUUUUAAAAAAAUCUUUGAUUUAUCUAAGGGUUUAAUAACCCUGUGAUUGAAUGGGUUCUGGGUUCUCUCUCUUCACCAACGGUUCAUCUUCUUCCUCCUCUCGUGAGAGAGAUCUGUUAACGCCUGGUUUGGGCGAUUUGCCUGAAAGUUGUGUGGCGUCGAUCCUCGAGAACUUGGAUCCGGUCGAGAUCUGCAGAUUCUCAAAGCUAAACAGAGCUUUCCACAGCGCUUCUUGGGCUGAUUUCGUCUGGGAAUCGAAGCUUCCUCAAGAGUACAGAUUGAUUCUCGAGAAAAUCAUCGGCGGUUUCCCGGAAAAGCUGCGGAAAAGAGACAUCUACAACUUUCUCUCUCGUGUUAAUUCCUUCGACCAUGGCACAAAGAAAGCUUGGGUGGAUAAACGAACCAGUGACCUCUGUUUAUACAUAUCCGCCAAGGGAUUGUCGAUCACCGGAAUCGAUGAUCGGAGAUACUGGAAUCAAAUUCCGUCUGAUGAGUCUCGAUUUGGUUCGGUGGCUUAUCUUCAGCAAAUCUGGUGGUUUCAAGUUGAUGGAGAAAUCGAUUUCCCGUUCCCAGCUGGAACCUACAGCGUCUUCUUCAGGCUUCACCUAGGCAAACCGGGAAAGCGGUUUGGUUGGAAGGUCUGCAACACUGAGCAGAUUCAUGGUUGGAACAUUAAACCGGCUCGGUUUCAAAUUUGGACUGAAGAUGGUCAACACUCUUCGUCUCAAUGCAUGUUAACCGGAUCUGGAAGCUGGAAUCACUACCAUGCUGGAGACUUUGUGGUCGGGAAAUCGAAAAGCUCGUCGACGAAGCUUAAGUUCUCUAUGACGCAGAUCGAUUGUACACAUACCAAAGGAGGGUUGUGUGUAGAUUCUGUAAUUGUGUAUCCGAGCUCGUGUAAGGACCGGUUGAGGCGGGUUUAAUUGUCUAAACCGAAGUUUGGUUUUUGUUUAGAGGUUAGAAAAGCUAACUCUUUUUUGGAAGUAGCUUUUUAACCUUUUUGGGGUAAAGUAAAAGGAGUAAUUAGGGGUAAUUAUUACUAAUUAGGGUCUUUGUUUCGUAAUAGUUUUUAGGUUCAAUGUGUAAAACUUUGAGUUUGAAGUUAAAGAGUUUCCAUUUAA